Messenger RNA from Acytostelium subglobosum LB1, 1995 nucleotides. RefSeq lists its product as hypothetical. The transcript is spliced from 2 exons. The record is from RefSeq and is a predicted model, not a curated record. Lineage: Eukaryota; Evosea; Eumycetozoa; Acytosteliales; Acytosteliaceae. The coding region runs from base 1 to 1995 and encodes 664 amino acids.
AUGAUCAAACACCACAUUUACACAGCUUUGCUUGUCACUCUUGCAAUGAUCUGCAUGACCAGGUCAGUGAUGGGAGGCAUGCUUGUGCAAAGCUAUGAUGGACCUGUCAGCAGCGCAGAGUUAACAUCAUUCUUGAAUUACUUGCCAUCGUUGGUGCCAGACCCCGACAACAUUGACAAUGGCUGGGCCCAACAUGACAGUGGCGAAGCGAUGAAGGCCAUGGGCCUCGUCUACGAGAUCUCCCAGAACGUCGGCAUCCUGGCCCAGAUGGUCAGGUUCUGCGACGCCCUGCUCUCCCAGCGCAAUGACCUGGCGCCCGCCCCCGUCGGCCAGAACGUCUGCUGGACCAACCGCAUCGACCCCAUCUGGCCCAACGUGCCUGCCAACGAAACUCGCGCCGACGGCACUGGUGGCGAGCAAGGUGAUCCGGUCGGACACUUGGCAUACACUGCGCGUCUGAUCCUCCAGUCGCCCGCCAUCUGGAGCACAGUCGUCUCCAUUGGCGACCCCCGCGGCUACGGCGCAACCUACCUGCAGCGCGCCAAGACAUACAUCCAAGGUGCGGAAGUUGCCGUCUUUGGCCACAUCCUGCGCUCCCAACUCGACAUGUCGCGUAACAAUCAAAUGUGGUUCAGCGCCCCCAACCCAUACAAGGGAGGCACGCCAGUGCCCUGGAACCAAGUGAUGAUGUUCACCUACGCCUUCCAGAACUUGGCCACUGCCCACGAUAUCCUGGGCGUGAACCAGACUCGCGCCAACUACUACCGCAACAUCGUCCAAGUCAACAUGGACUGGUUCUUCUCCACUGGUGUCAAGCGCAUCACUGACGCCAAGGGCAACCCCGCAUACACCUGGGGCUACUCACUCCCCAGCACUGAUGGCGAGGACGUCAACCACGGCAACUUGGACUUUGCAGGACUGUACCGCGCUUACCUCACGGGCGAGUACACUGGCAUCACUCCCGCCUCGCUCACCCCCAUCGCCAACACAUACGUGGACAUUGUCAUGCGUGGUCCAGGCGACUACGCCGGCAAGUUCAACGGACAGGAUGGCAGCGGCAACGCAUCGCCAACCAACUAUGUUCGCUCGCCAUACUUCUCGCUGGCCGAGUUUAGACCCGACGCCUACUCACAAAUGAUGGCCGACGGUCGCAUCAAGUUGGGCAGCACCAGCAACACCCGGAUGGACGUUGUUGGCCGCCUGUUCUUCUGCAGGAACAGGAGAUACCAGAGCUACACCGUGUCAGCCGUGGCUGUUAGUGGCCAGACCAACACCUACAAUGUGGGUGUGAGUGCCAAGGGUGCCUGGGCCUCGCAGGUCACUUUCAACCUCACCGGCCUGCCCGCUGGCGUCUCGCCAUCAUGGUCCAACGGCAACAAGGUCACUGGCAGCGGCUCGACGGUCCUCACACUCACCGCCUCGGGCUCGACCCCAUCUGGUACAUACUCAGUCACAGUCCGCGGCUGGGCUUGGGGCCAGGUCGUCCAGGUCGCCACAAUCUCACUCGUUGUCCAGAAGCAGGUGGCCAUGCCAACACUCAGCCUGGCCAGCGGCACAUACAUCGCCGCUCAAUCAGUAUCAAUCAGCACAUCAGAGAGUGGAGCGACCAUUCGCUACACCCUCGAUGGAACCACACCGUCCGCCACCAAUGGCGUGACCUACAGCGCAGCGUUUAGCGUCGCCACCACCGCCACACUCAAGGCAAUUGUUACCAAGUCUGGCGCCAACAGUGCCGUCGCCACUGCCACCUACACAAUCAAAAAGAUGGUCUCGACUGACGUUGGCACUGUCGCACUUGCCGGCUCGACCAGCCUCACCGGCGCUGGUAUCACAGUCACAGUGGCUGCCAGUGGUGCCGACAUCUACACUGCCGCCGACCAGUUCCGCUACAGCUACGUGUCUGCCUCAUCCAGUGGAAGCGAGUCGAUCUCAGCUCGCGUCGUCUCUCAGACCAACACCAACGUUUGGGCCCAAGGCCGGAGUCAUGUUCCGUGA